Plasmodium knowlesi strain H is the source of this 2274-nucleotide messenger RNA. Its product is annotated as phosphatidylcholine-sterol acyltransferase, putative. Bases 1 to 2274 code for a protein of 757 amino acids. Lineage: Eukaryota; Apicomplexa; Aconoidasida; Haemosporida; Plasmodiidae. The transcript has a single exon. The record is from RefSeq and is a predicted model, not a curated record. Gene Ontology annotation, biological process: lipid metabolic process.
AUGUCAACUUUAUUUCUUCUGAUAGCACUAUGGCAUUUUCUAAUGCCGACAUCAGUAGUUUUGGGUUUUACGCCAUCCAUUAGGGAUGUAGCCAAUACUAUCCUGUUUUCCCCCUAUAAGAUAAUAUUUAUGAAUUCAGAGAAAAGGGGCCAUGUCGACAGUGCACCUUAUGAAGAAAAAGAAAAAUUGGAAAAUCCACCUGAAAACACAGAACGGGAAGAAGCAACAGUAAGCGUUGUCGAGGCGGAGAAGGAAGGGAAAAAGACGCAAGGAGGUCUGGAAGAGAAGAAGGAUGAAGCGCCUAAAGCAGGGGUUGCAAAGGACAACAAUGUUGAGGAAGUGGCAGUAACAACAGAGGAUGCAUCAAAUGGGGGAAAAGCGACCAAGGAGGAGGGAGUAGCCAAGGUGGAGGAUGUUGCCGUAGUUGAAGAAGUAGCCAAGGUGGAGGAUGUUGCCGCAGUUGAAGAAGUAGACAAAGUCGAGGAGGCAGCUGAACCAGCUGAGGAAGUAAUAAUAGUCGAAGAAGCACUUAAAGCAACCGCAAAUAAAGUUGAGCCGGCCGAAAAAGAAGUAACAGUCGAAAAAGAAGCAACAGUCGAAAAAGAAGCAACAGUCGAAAAAGAAGCAACAGUCGAAAAAGAAGCAACAGUCGAAAAAGAAGUAACAGUCGAAAAAGAAGUAACAGUCGAAAAAGCCGAAGGAAAGUCAAACGAAGAGGCGGCUCGCGUAGACGACACAUUGAAGGAAGAAAAGUAUACUUUUUUCUGGAGGAGAAAACCUAAUAAGAAUAAAAAAAAAGAAACAAAAAAGAAAGGAUCAAAUGAUGUGUCCCAAGAAAAAGACAGGAAGAAACUACCGACGACCUUUCUACUACCAGGGGUUGGAGGAAGUACACUAAUUGCCGAAUACAAAGAUGCAAUGAUCCAUAGUUGCAGCAGUAAUUUGUUAAAUUCAAAGCCAUUUAGAAUAUGGAUCAGUUUAACUAGACUUUUUUCCAUAACGUCAAAUGUAUACUGUACCUUUGACACCUUGAGGUUAGUGUACGACAGUGAGAAAAAAAUGUAUUCGAAUCAACCAGGAGUUAACAUUACGGUGGAAGAUUAUGGGCAUCUUAAGGGCAUUGAUUAUUUGGAUUACAUUAACAAUACUGGCAUAGGUGUAACCAAAUAUUAUAACACUAUAGCUUCUCAUUUUUUGUCUAAAGGUUAUGUUGAUGGGGAAAGCAUUAUAGGUGCACCGUACGAUUGGCGUUAUCCACUGUACCAACAAGAUUACAACCUAUUCAAAGAUACCAUAGAAGCAACUUAUGAAAGGAGAAACGGGAUGAAGGUAAAUCUAGUAGGCCAUAGUUUAGGGGGAUUAUUUAUAAAUUAUUUCCUAGUGCAUAUAGUUGAUAAAGACUGGAAACAGAAGUAUUUAAAUUCGGUUCUGUAUAUGAGUUCUCCAUUUAAAGGUACCGUGAAAACGAUUAGGGCUUUACUCCAUGGAAAUCGUGAUUUUGUUUCUUUCAAAAUUAAGAAAUUGAUUAAACUGUCUAUAUCAGAUAGUAUGAUGAAGGCCAUUGGGAAUUCAGUAGGUUCCUUGUAUGACCUCAUACCGUAUAAGGAAUACUAUGACCAUGAUCAGGUUGUAAUUAUAAUUAAUACAGAUUCUGCACCGAUUGAUGAUAAUUAUAUGCAGUCCAUUGUGUCGGAGUGUGGAAUAUAUAAUAAGGAUUGCUACUUGAACAGAACUGAUGUGAAAUUAAAGGUGCACACCCUAUCAGAUUGGCAUGUGCUUCUAAAGGAUGACCUAAUGGAAAAAUACAAUAAUCAUAAACAAUACAGAGACAGGCAUUUUUCCAUGGACCAUGGCAUACCCAUAUAUUGUGUGUAUAGUACCCUUAAAAAUAAGAGCACCGAAUAUUUGCUGUUUUCUCAGAAGGAUAACUUAAACGAGGAGCUUAUUGUUUAUUACGGAAUAGGUGACGGAACUGUGCCCCUCGAAAGUUUAGAAGCAUGCAAUAGCUUUUACAAUGCAAAACAGAAGAAGCAUUUUGAGAAUUAUAGCCAUAUCGGUAUUCUGCACAGUGCGGAGGCUGUCAAUUAUGUGUACGAUUCGAUGCAGACCACCGGGGGAGAACUGGACGAUGCGUUCGAUCAUGUUACAGCCGAGUUAACUGUAGAGGGGAGUACUGAAGGAGGUAACGUUGGAGGGGAGGAGCUGAACAAGGUGCCUCAGCAGGGAAAAGGAAAUGAAGAAAUGGCAAAUGUGCCUGAGAUACGCGUCAAGUAA